UUUGGUCAAAGGGUUGCGUAAAGUUGAAAUCAUUUUGGCUAGAAAAAACACGAUAAAAUAAUUUGUGAUAUGGUCCACCAAACUCCAAAGCUAUUGUAUGCCAAAAAUAUUAAAAAAGUAGAAAAGAAGUGAUGUACUACGUUGAAAAUCUUAUUUUAUUGCAAGUUAAGAAUAAUAAUAUUGAUAACUUUGUUACGGAGCACCGACAAACAUCGCUUAUUAGCAAAAAGAUUUUGCAACAAUAAAUUUUCUCUUUUUUUGAUAAAAAUAUAAAAUUAAAAUAAUUUUAUUUGUUACACUGCUUGGCCUAUAAAAGCAGUCAGAAUUUUUCUAAAGAUAUAUUUACACACAUUUUGGUGAAUACCAUAAUCGUUAUUUAAGAGGUGUAUAAUUUUGAAUUUGUAACAAAAAUAAAAAGCUACUUUUAUAUAAAAAAUAAAAGACUACAUUAUAUUUACUUUUUUCGUACAUGUACUUCGAAUUUGCAAGAUUAUUUAACCUAUCUACACCAACAAAACCUUUUGAUAAAUAAUGCAAUGUCGAUUUCGGUUAAGGCUAACUCAUAUAAAAGAUAAUAAUGUCUAGAUUCCCAUAUAUUUCAUAUCUAUAUGUGAAAUAUCAUUUUAUGUUCAUCAUCAUGUUCAUCAUCAGUGACAUCAUUAAAGCAUACAAAAGUACUGAAUUAAAAAAAACAUAUAUAUCUCUUGGUUUGGUUUUGUUUGAUCCAUGAAAGAAUAAAACAGUUAAAAUAUUAUUUGAGGCAUUGGGAAGAAACAACAAAAGAUGAGGUUGAAUCCAUCUAAGCCUCUUCGAAAAUCUUUUGACCUUUUUUCGAUACCAAAAUAAUCGAGAUUAUUGCGUACAGAUCAAGUCUAUAUUUUUAUUAUAUGUAGUCUAGCCAAACGAUAUAUCUCACAGCCUCACAUAAUUGAUUUUAUCAUAGGUGUGUGAUAAAUGAUUCUUUGUGAUUAUGUCUCUUUGUUUGUUACUUACCAUUCUCUGUGUUUUUUUCAUUCAUAUUUUUUUAUCUCAAUUAUCCUUUUAAUUUUUUGUUUUAUCAUCAUAUUAUAUAUUUGCUUUUAUUUAAAGUACUACAUAAAUAUUGAAGAAAAUAUUUUGAAUACAUUAUUCAUUACCAUUUUCAUAAGAAGAAUUCAAAAAUUAAAAAGAUGGCCUACAUAAAAGUUUACUAAAAUUUAUGCAAAAAACUAUUCCAAAUUAAUUUAUUUCUGUAAUAUAUAUAGUUAAAUUAAUCACAAAAUAAAAAUACUAAAAUAUAUAUUUCUAAAACAAAUUUAAACAUAUCAUGUUACAAAGUAAUUAAAAUAAAAUUUUAAUCGUAAAGAUGUAAUCCGCGCGUAGCCUUGCAUGAUUUAGUUGAAAACCCUAAUUGGGAAUGGUGUGAGUGUUGAUCUUAUUUCUGCUUUUUGUUAAUUUCACAUUAAAGAAAUAUGUAUUUCUGACUUUAGUCGUCUGAAAAAGAAACUGGAAAACAAAAACAACUUAAGUUAGCGAGAAGCACUUUCCAUUAUUAUCUCUCUUCCCCAACUCACAAUAAUAAUACCAUAGACGCCGGAGCCGUCGUCCCGAUGUCAUCUGCUACAACUCCCUCCACCACUUUCCCCGGCACAACCAUCACUUCCAACUCCACAUUCAUCAUCAUCGAUCCCCCUCCACCGUUCCCAGCACCUCCUCGGAGCAUCGACUUCACUCCUAUCAAACUAAUCUUCGCCGUUCCCGCCUUAGUUUACUCCUAUCAAACUAAUCAUUCAGAGGAGAUCGGUAACGAAUGCACCUUGUGUAAGUCGGUGCUCGCCGACGGCGAAGAGAUCCGACAACUAAGCGCGUGUAAGCACGAGUUCCACGUGUCUUGUAUCGAGGAGUGGCUCCAAACUCGUUCCAAUUGUCCUAAUUGCAGAGCAGACGUCCCCGUUAAACCGACUGAAGCCGACGCUAACGUUAACGGUAACGUUAACGUGAAUCGCAGCGCUGGCGGAAACCGCCGAGUUUCAGCGACCAAUAGAGAUGACGAUUGGCGUCAAGGUCUACCUGAUGCUUCUAGUCUAGUUUGAUUCAUUUUUUAUAUUGUAAUUUGUUUUUUUCGAUUUCAUGAUUUUAUAUUUAUUGGGACUGUAAACAAAUUACGUUAAAUCUUUUUAAAAAAAAGAGUUCCUUACUUCAA
This is a messenger RNA of Brassica rapa (field mustard), 2182 nucleotides long. Its product is annotated as RING-H2 finger protein ATL33. NCBI's taxonomy places the organism in Eukaryota, Viridiplantae, Streptophyta, Magnoliopsida, Brassicales, Brassicaceae. Gene Ontology annotation, biological process: protein ubiquitination. The record is from RefSeq and is a predicted model, not a curated record.